UUGAGCAGUAUAAACAUAAGCCUUCUGUUCAUCUGUUUUAGAACUUUGUGAAGGAUUCAUACUAAAGAGAUUUGCAAGUGACAUAUGAAUGCUUGCUGAAAAUGACUAAGGAAAAAAGGAUUCUUCAUUUUGUGGUACUCAGUAUUGUUCUAAAUAUUUCAUUGGGAGGAAAGCCGAUGCCCAAACUGGCCAACAAGAAACUGUGUGCUGAUGAAGACUGCAGCCAUCCUAUUUCAAUCGCUGUGGCAAAGGAAGAUUAUAUGGGUCCUGACUGCAGGUUUCUCAAUGUGUGGAAAGGACAGCGAAUCUAUGUUUACUCCAAACUGAGAGGGAUGGGGCGUUUAUUUUGGUCUGGCAGUGUCCAGGGUGACUACUAUGGGGAGCAAAUGGGAAAACUGGGAUAUUUUCCUAGCAGUAUUGUGGAAGUAAUUAACCAGCUGAAACCAGGAACAGUAGAAGUCCCAACUGAACUCUGGGACUUUUAUUGCUUCUAAGAAACAGUGUGAAGUUCACAGCCAAACCAGCUAGAAGACCAAAUGACACCUUGUACGCCAAGUGAAGCUGUGCAACUUUAACCACCAGACUUCCCUCUUUCAAGUUUUCUUUAAAAUGCAUUAUUUCCUCUCAUAAAAAAAUCUGUAUUAAAUGCAAAUAAAACAGAUUUUCAAGCAUUA
This is a messenger RNA of Protopterus annectens (West African lungfish), 674 nucleotides long. It is a transcript of the gene MIA, whose product is annotated as MIA SH3 domain containing. The coding region runs from base 102 to 494 and encodes 130 amino acids. The transcript is spliced from 4 exons. Gene Ontology annotation, molecular function: protein binding. Gene Ontology annotation, biological process: extracellular matrix organization. Lineage: Eukaryota; Metazoa; Chordata; Ceratodontiformes; Protopteridae. The record is from RefSeq and is a predicted model, not a curated record.